UUUACAUGCACAAAUAUUCUAUAAAUUAGUACACUCAUCAGUCUUCACUUCACUCAUCACUUCAUCAACUCACUAACAAGUAUUGUUACUAAACUUUCCCUUUGAUAUUAUCUUCAUGGCAACCAUGGCUGCAACUCUCGCCUCUUCACUCACCUCGAAAAUCUUCGAUAACAAAACCUCCUUCAAUGGCUCACCCGUGUUCUCCCGGGUGCAAUCCAUCAAAUCUGCCCCUAAGAACCACUCAUCUACCAUCUCUGCGGUUGCAACUCCUAACUAUGACCUAGACAACUUCAAAUUCAACCCUAUCAAGGAGUCCAUCGUGUCCCGAGAGAUGACACGGAGAUACAUGACCGACAUGAUCACGUAUGCAGACACUGAUGUUGUUGUUGUAGGUGCAGGAUCAGCUGGCCUAUCAUGUGCCUAUGAGCUCAGCAAGAACCCUGACAUCAACAUAGCAAUUAUUGAACAAUCCGUGAGCCCUGGUGGCGGUGCGUGGCUAGGUGGACAGCUUUUCUCAGCUAUGGUUGUUCGUAAACCAGCUCACAAGUUCCUUGACGAGCUCGAGGUGGAGUACGAUGAGCAAGAUGACUACGUGGUCAUCAAGCAUGCAGCACUUUUUACGUCGACUAUUAUGAGCAAGCUUUUGGCUAGGCCUAAUGUGAAGCUGUUCAAUGCAGUGGCGGCUGAGGAUUUGAUUGUCAAGGGAGACAGAGUUGCUGGAGUUGUGACAAAUUGGGCUCUUGUGUCCAUGAACCAUGACACACAAUCUUGCAUGGACCCGAAUGUCAUGGAAGCUAAGAUUGUGGUUAGCUCGUGUGGGCAUGAUGGUCCUUUUGGAGCCACUGGUGUCAAGAGGUUGAGGAGUAUCGGGAUGAUUGAGAGCGUUCCUGGAAUGAAGGCUCUUGAUAUGAAUGCUGCUGAGGACGCGAUUGUUAGGCUUACUAGAGAAAUUGUGCCCGGGAUGAUUGUUACUGGCAUGGAAGUGGCUGAGAUUGAUGGAUCCCCAAGAAUGGGACCGACAUUUGGGGCGAUGAUGAUGUCAGGACAGAAAGCAGCACAUCUGGCAUUGAGGGCAUUAGGUCUACCAAAUGCUCUGGAAGAGAGCCAACCAGAGUUUGUAAUUGCAGAUGCUGCGGAUGAGAUUGUGGAAGCUUGAUCAAUCUAAUAGUAGUACGACUGUACGUGUAAUGUUAUGAGAUAAAUAAAGCAAGAUUGUGCAAUAAACUUUCUUUGGAAGGGAGAACAGAUGUGGAUUUGUUCCUGUUUUUAGAGUAAGGGGUGAAGAUGUUGAUAAGGUGAUCAUGAAUGUAUUGUAGUAGCUUUUGGUUCUGCUUGGACCCUAGUAAUGAUUUUAUAAUCGUCUGAUUCCUCGGCCACCUGUUAAUAGGAUAACAGAUUGAAAUUUGCAUCUAUGGAAUUGUUAAUUCUGGA
Molecule: messenger RNA, 1431 nt
Organism: Daucus carota subsp. sativus
Lineage: Eukaryota; Viridiplantae; Streptophyta; Magnoliopsida; Apiales; Apiaceae
Product: thiamine thiazole synthase 2, chloroplastic
Exons: 2
Coding region: 116-1156 (346 amino acids)
Biological process (GO): thiamine biosynthetic process
Source: RefSeq, a predicted model, not a curated record